This is a messenger RNA of Carassius carassius (crucian carp), 1127 nucleotides long. RefSeq names its product jupiter microtubule associated homolog 1-like. Lineage: Eukaryota; Metazoa; Chordata; Actinopteri; Cypriniformes; Cyprinidae. The record is from RefSeq and is a predicted model, not a curated record. The transcript is spliced from 5 exons. Gene Ontology annotation, cellular component: nucleus. Bases 132 to 611 code for a protein of 159 amino acids.
GGCGUGUACGACCAGGAUUCAGCACCAAGAGACUGAUGACCUGAGCAGGAGAGGCUCUUUGUGGCUUGAUGAAAGUAGUCCGUAGAAUAUAGUUUAGGAAAAGCCGUGAACAGAAAACUUGGGUGUUCAAGAUGACGACCACCACCAUUUUUCAAUGCAUGGACCCGACCGGGAGGAGCAGCUCCAGAGUGCUGCGUCCACCAGGUGGAGAUUCAAACAUCUGUUUUGGGACAGAUGUAGAGAAACCUAUAAAGAAAAACAAAAUGGCAUCUAGUAUAUUUGCCGAACCUGAGGACCCUCAUGCCCAUCGAAGGAACAAUCCACCAGGUGGGAAGCCUACAGGUGUGUUGUGUGGAGAGCCAUCUGCCCCUCUCAGAAGAUGUACUGCUCAACCCGCCAAUCAAAGUAACACCACAGACGAAAAUAAUGUAGCUGUGAAUGUUGAGGAAAACUCGAUCACUGUUGAUAGCACAGAAGAACCUGAACCUGUUCAGGAGCAGGAUGACACACCAGCUCCAGCUUGCCUCUCUGCAAGAGAGCAGCCUACAGCCGAGGUUCCUUCUGGUCAUAGAAACCCACCAGGGGGUAAAUCCUCUCUCAUCUUAGGCUAAGGAUUUGCCUCACUUAAGGAUAAGAUCUGGGCCUAUGUGAGAUGAGCAUCUCAGAGUAAAUGUGCUGUUCUGUGGUCAGUGCCCAUCCUCUGCAUAACUGUAUUCAUACAAUGAUAUAAGCCACAAAGAACAGAUUAAGAUCAGGACAGUUUAGACCGAGAAGAGUGCCACAGAUCUUUGAGCUGUGAUUUGUUCAAAGAAUGUCUUAGAAGGUGUUAAGUGUUGGUCUCUCAGUCUUGUCUUGACUAAGAUCAGACCCUUAAGAGUGCACUGCUACUCUCAGAUCCUGCAAAUCAUAGGCCAAAAUAUGCCAACAAAGUUCUCCCAGUCAGGGUUUUUUUUUUAUAUUCAUGUAAACCUGUGAAAUGUCUCCCUGACAAUGUUUGUCUUUCUCUUUUUUGUGUUAUAUUUUUGUCAGCACUUUAUGAACUGUGGUGCCGCAGGCUUGCUGGUUAAGACAGAAGGUUUGAAUUAUUCCAUGUCACAUCCAUCAUUAAAUAAAAUAAAAAUCUGAAA